CGACAUCAUAUCCAUACUCAGCUGCAGGCCCGCUGUGCAGAUGGCCAUGAACAUCCAGAGCCUCGUCAGCACAUACCUGAGGUCGUCUGCGGGCGACUCGGACCGGCAGGAAGUGGUGCUCGAGCUUGCUCAGGCCAUUGCGAAUGGUAAACUGCCGUUCCUCGAGGUGGUCACUGCGCUGGGCGAGCACCUGACGCAGACAGAUGCCACGAUUCGCGCGGGAAGUAUGCAGCUGCUUAGUCAAUUGCUGGUUGAAAUUCCAGGCAGUACACUUUCAGGACAGCACAUCACUGUCAUGAUUCAAUUCUUCAACGAUAAGCUUGAUGACCAUGUCUGUCUCGACGCAUCACUCGAUUCUCUGCUUGCUUUAGCGAAGAUGUCUCGCUUCUCCGGUGAAGACGCUCAGACACUAUGUUCUGCCUUAUUCUCCGCUAUAGAGGCAUCGCCAAAUUUGCCUCAACGCACACGGCAUCGAUUCUUCCUCAUUGUGGAUCACCUGGUGGCCACACGCCGGAAAGAUAUGCGUGCCAUGGGACAGCCCUUCCUUGCUGGUAUCAUCACUCUCAUGUCAGGAGAAAAGGAUCCGAGGAAUCUCAUGCUCGCCUUUUCCAUCAUGCGUGUCCUGCUGCAAGAAUUCGACAUUGUCAACCACGUCUCCGACUUGUUUGAUGUUGUUUAUUGCUACUUUCCUAUCACAUUCAGGCCUCCGCCAGACGACCCGACAUCCAUCACUACUGAUGAUCUCAAGCAACGUCUUCGCGACUGUCUCUGCGCAACCCAUCAAUUCGCACCCUACCUCAUACCAGAGCUGCUUGAAAAGUUGAAUGCCAUUGCGGUCUCUGUCAAACGCGACACGCUCAUGACAAUCUCAGCAUGCUGCCGAAAUUACACAGCACGAACACUAGACGCCUACACCGCACAGCUCUGGGCGGCCCUGAAAUUUGAAAUCACAAGCGCUGAAGAUCCUGAACUAGAAAAACUUGCUCUUGCAACCUUGACAGAUCUUACAGAGUGUCUCGGUCGUGGUCUUUCUGAAAUGCCGAAACAAGGGCCCCUUGCGCGUUGGCUACAGCCCAUCAUGACGGAUGCUAUAGAUCAGCUUCGUCAGGCUGAACUCAAGUCAGGUAAACCAUGCGGCAAAAUUCUUCAAGCCGUGGGUGUUGCUUCUCCGCUGGCCCUCGAUGUGACUACAAAAUCGACUUUGGCAGGCUGGCUAGCAUUGUACCAGGAAACCAACGACAUCAAUCGUAAGGAAAAACUGCUCGACGUGCUGCGCUGCCUCAUUGGCGCUGCCCAGCAAGUAGAAGGGUCUUUGAGAAAACCUCUCGGUGGCAAAGAAUCGUGUCUUGCAUCGCUCAAGGAUGAUUUAUUUGGCGUCUUGACUGGCAGUCUGCUAGGAUCGAGUGUUUCAGCCGUUGAGCUACGCAUCGCAGCGCUCAAGACGCUUGUCGAGUUCACACAGGUCGAUGGGCUAUGCAGCGAACAAGAGCGCAGCACAACAAUUCAGUAUCUUGGUGACGUCCUGCUCGAUGGACAGGGCGAAUUGGCUGAACAGGCCUUGAUUGCUCUGGCCGACUUUGCAGUCGUUCGAGCACCAUUGAUUCUCGAGCUCACCUUCCCGGCCGUCUUUGCUCGCUUCCCUCUCGAUGUAGAGCAAGAUGAGAGCAAACCCAUCUUGAAGCGGCUACUAUACGCUUUGUAUGAGCUCGCUGUCGAUCGAGCUAUUUUCGACACGCUCGUCAUUCGACUCUACAGCCGACUGGAUGAAUGGCUAAGCAAAGAUCCCUCCAACCUCGUUGAACUGACGCAGUUGGUUGUGUCAACACUGCACGCCUGCCUCAAGCGCUUUGUUCAACAAGAAAAGGACGUGGCUGUACACUUUGAUCGAGUCGUUCCUCAUCUCCUUCAGCGUACCGUUGUUCCCCGCGACACAUCGCACGCCAUGGCCAACCCAAGAGUCUUGCUUGUCACAAGCAGUAUCGUCAAUCUCAUCAUACGUGCCUGCACAAUCGAAAAGCAGCGUGAUAUCGCAGCCAAUCUCUUCGCCAUCUUCAUGAACGGUGGGCUCAAUGAAUAUGUACCGCACAUUGACACAACCUUCAAACCGCUGGAUCCGGAAACGACAGAUGUUCAUGUACGCAACAGUGUCGCCCUCUUUGUGGCCGGCUAUGCGGGAUUGCGCCGUGAAAUCGAGCUGAUCAAUGCCUUUAACCUUGAUUUUUUGGUGCGUGUCAUCAACCUCACAGCGACUUGCAGUAAUGACUUUCAACGACUUGCACUCUAUCGGCUCACCUGCCUUAUUCUCAAUAAGACAAGCGCUGAGGAGGAUGUUGGUGCUGCCGUUCAACAUUUCUUGGCACAAAAAGGAUUCACGGGUCCUGCGAAUGUGGAUAUUUUGCUUUGGGUGACCAAGGCGCUCAUCCUCAAAUCACACAAACAAGCACAGGCUUGUGUUGUCCAGAUUAUUGACUUGAUCGGGCAGGGCAGUCAAGGUCAGCAGGUCGCCGAGAAGUUCAGCGUCCUCAUUGGAAACGAUGCCUACGUCUCAAAGGAAAAUCACCUGCAAGUCAAGAAACUACACAAGCAAAAGUUCUUCGCAUUGGCGAUGCCACGACUAACGGAGAAGCUCGCACAAAGUGAGCAAGGCAGUCGACAUCUCUAUCUGAUGUGCAUGUCGGCCAUUCUUGCCAAUGUGCCUCGAGAAGUGUUCAUGGGAGAGAUUGCCACAAUCCUGCCGAUUCUAUUGCAGUGCAUCAGUCUUGAGCAAAGUGGUAUGAAGCUGGCGGCAAUCGAGACGGUAGACCAAUUGCUGCCGCAAGCCAAGGAUAUCGUCGCGCAGCAUUUGUCGACACUUAUUCCAGGUCUGCUGGAAGUCACGCGUGCGUCGCCAACCAAUACACCGGUAAGUCCUUCAGAUUCGCUUCCAAGCUAAUGAUAGUCUGUGCGGGUUGCUAGCCUCAAGCUCUUGGCCUCCUUGAUUAAAGAGUUGCGCGUUGAUAAACUGCAGCCUUUCAAGGUCAAGACGCUCAAAGCAUUGGGCGACGUGCUAGACGACCCAAAGCGUGUCGUUCGCAAGCAAGCCGUCGACACUCGGCAUUUGUGGUACAUCAAUUGAUUGUUGCGUAUCACAGUAGGCAUAUCCUGAAUAAAGCAACUCAUGAAUGAUGCAAGUCUAUGUACUCAUAGCUCGUCUGAAUAUCUAGCCAGUACACGCUCCGCCA
Molecule: messenger RNA, 3221 nt
Organism: Protomyces lactucae-debilis
Lineage: Eukaryota; Fungi; Ascomycota; Taphrinomycetes; Taphrinales; Protomycetaceae
Product: Dos2-interacting transcription regulator of RNA-Pol-II-domain-containing protein
Exons: 1
Coding region: 41-2932 (963 amino acids)
Biological process (GO): iron-sulfur cluster assembly
Cellular component (GO): cytosolic [4Fe-4S] assembly targeting complex
Source: RefSeq, a predicted model, not a curated record